Messenger RNA from Frankliniella occidentalis (western flower thrips), 4682 nucleotides. RefSeq names its product ubiquitin carboxyl-terminal hydrolase 48. Gene Ontology annotation, molecular function: protein binding; cysteine-type deubiquitinase activity; cysteine-type endopeptidase activity. Gene Ontology annotation, cellular component: cytosol; nucleus. The record is from RefSeq and is a predicted model, not a curated record. Gene Ontology annotation, biological process: protein deubiquitination. NCBI's taxonomy places the organism in Eukaryota, Metazoa, Arthropoda, Insecta, Thysanoptera, Thripidae.
UUCAUCCCGGCACAAUUCAUAUAUUUGAUUGCGUUCUCAGUUUGGAAGGAAUGCAUAAUCAGUUACAAUAAGCACGCAAAACAAAUACCAAGCUAGGCUUUUAGCAGAUUGUCUACAGUAAAUUGUCGACAUUGUCAAGAAUUCCAACUGAUAAGCACCUAUGUUGUCCCUUAAGGUUAUGUUAUUGUAGAUAGGGUGCGAGGGGUAUACCUAUUAGUCCAUAAUUACUAAAAAUUCAAUUUGUUUACACCACCCCGAUUUUAAUGAGAUAUGGCUCCUAUGCGGAAAGAUGUCCUGGACAAAGCAGCAUGGUCAUGGGUGGAAUCUACUGAUCCAUCAUGUGUAACAGAUGAACAUGUCUUAAAAGCCUAUCGCAUUCAAUUGACUGAGUGUCGACCUGGAACAUGCAGACGCAACUGUAGGGGCAGUCCCCGAUGUUUAUCGAGUUUAGGUGAACAACGAUGGAUCACAGAACCUAGUGAAGAAACUGUUUCUAACUAUGUUGAUGACCCCAACAUUGAUCGGAGGGAUUCAGGUUCUUUCAUUGGGCUUAAAAACUUGGGUGCUACUUGUUAUGUUAAUAGUCUACUGCAGCUAUGGUUUCAUAAUUUGCAAUUUAGGAAAGCCAUUUAUGAAUGGAAUCCUCUAGAGGAUCCUGAUGAAAAGCAAAGCCUUGAUAAUGAUGAAUCCAAGUUUCCUAUCACGCAUGUUGGGCACUUGCAAGUCUUGUUUGCUAAUUUACAAUUCAGUGUCCGAAGGUAUAUAGAUCCCUCUGACUUUGUACAUUCUUUAGGACUUGAUGUUGGACAGCAACAAGAUGCACAGGAAUUCUCAAAACUAUAUAUAUCUAUGCUUGAAGACCGUUUGACUACUCAAACCAAACCUUCUGUUCAUGACAUGAUUAGCAAAAAUUUUAGGGGUGAAUAUUUGUAUGUUACAAAAUGUUCCAAAUGCCAAGAAGAAUCAAGAAGACCAUCAACAUUUUAUGAAUUAGAUCUGAAUAUUCAAGGCCAUAGAACAUUGUGUGAUUCUUUGGCUGAAUUUCUGCAUGAGGAGAAGCUUGAGGGCGCUAACAGGUAUCAUUGUGCUGUGUGUGGUGAUAAACAAGAUGCUGCCAGAUGUAUUCGCCUGAAAUCUCUUCCCCCUGUUCUUCACCUUCAACUCCUGAGAUUUGUUUAUGACAGGAGUAAAGGUCACAAGAAAAAACUGAAUUCUGUCAUCCAGUUUCCAGAAACACUUGAUAUGUCAGAAUACACAGGUCUCCCACCUGGUUCUAAGGUAUAUAAUGUCAGUGCUGUUCUUCUUCACAUGGGGUCAAGUGCAUAUAGUGGUCACUACAUAGCACAUAUUAAGGACAGUUCCACUGGCAACUGGCAUAAAUAUAAUGAUGAAAGUGUGGAGAAGAUGGAAGGAAAGAAAUUGACAUUAGGCUCUGAGGAAGAUGGUGCUGAAACUACACCAGCAAAAGUUAAAGGUCGUGGCCAGAAAAAUAUGAAGGGGUUCAUUAACUCUAAGAAUGCAUACAUGUUGGUUUAUACUCUUGCGACAGAGAAUAAUGAUGGGAAUAUCCUUGGAAGUCCUGGUGUAUCGAAUUGUUCAAUUAAUCCCAAAGCGAAUGGGGUUGAAAGAUGUGGUAUUAGUAGCAAUGCCUUAGAAGCUGAAAUGAUUGCAUGGGGCCUUGAGAAACGUCUUGUAGAUAAAGUCAAUGAACAAAAUAGAAAAUUUGAAGAAUGGACUACUGAAGAAACAACAAAAAGGGAAACAUAUAAAGUGCAAACACAGUUCCAUCGCAAUGAAAUGUUGGACCUCUGCAGUCAAUUAUGUGUUGGUCCCAAAGUAUUGGAUGGAUUUGAUUUUGUGUCUACUGACUGGCUUAGUAAGUGCUUACAUGAUGGCAUGGGUGAUGAGAGUAAAACACCAGCCAUUGACAAUACUAAUGAAAUAUGCCCUCAUGGAGGUGUUGAUCCAUCAAGGGUCACAAAUAUGAAAAUCAUCAGUAUUGAAGCUGCAGAAGCUUUGUACAAACGGUUUGGAGGAGGCCCUAGGGUACAAGGUCCCCAAGCUCUUUGCUUUGAGUGUGUGAAAAACAAAUGUCAUGAGCUGCGUUUGAGGAGCAAAAUAACUUCUGACGGGAAAGAAAUAACAAAUCUCUUGAAGUAUCGCAUGGAUGAGACUGAGCGUGGCUAUUGGGUUGGGAAAAGUACUCUUAAAAGUUGGAAAAGUAUUGUUUUAAGAAAACUCAGACCAAACUCAAACACUGAAGGGAAAGAAGAACAAUAUAACAAAGAAGAUAAUGAAAGAUAUGAAAAUGAUGACCAUGUUGGCAGUACAAGUGGAGAUUCAAAGAAUUUCCAGUCUGAGGAUGAAGAAACUGAUGAGAAUGAAGUAGCUACUAGUACCAUGCAUAAUUCAAGGAAACGUUCUAAGCCACCAUCAGCCAAGGACAGAACUAUAUCAAAGAAACGCUUACAUCUUCCUGAUUCAACAUCUCAAAAUGGGAACUCUCAAGAAAAUGUUAUUUCAUCCUCUUAUCAGAAUGGAUUGGAUAUUGUAUCCGAAGAAAUGAGGAUACCACCCGGUUGUCAGGAUAAGAGGGAAGCGUGCUCCUCCUCUUACAAUGAUGAACCAAAUCCGGAUGGGAAUUCGUCUCCUUCUGAGGACACAAAGGACGAUAGGAAAGAAGAGGAGUUUUCAGAAGAGUCUACUCAGACUUUGGAAUUUAAUAAUGAUGCAAUGUGUGUGCAUGGGAAUUUAAAUGUUGAUCCUGCAAGUAGGAGGCUGGUUCCUCCUCGAAUAUGGACAAUCUUUUUAAGCUAUUUCCCUGCUGCUAAAGAAUUUCCUCGUAAUUCCCAAGUGUGUCCAGCAUGCCAGGAAAAAGAAUUUGAAGGGCAAAUGGUGAAGGAUACCCAUCGCAAGGUAGCCCAGGCUCAGAAAGAGGCGCUUGCUGACCUUUACUUAAACAAAAAUCGACCCAACCUUGACCCAGCAUCUAGGAAAACAAGAGCAGUCAAUGGCACAAUAUGUCCAGUUGAAGGAAAGGAGCAUUUCUUCGUAGUGUCGCAAGAGUUUGUUGAUAGAUGGCGAAAUUUCAUUGGAUGCAGUCGACGCAACAGCGAGCCGCCUCUAGGAUUGCUGAACGAGUCCUUGUUAUGCCAGCACCAGCGGCUUCUCUACGACCCCACGGACCCCAACGACUACGAUCGAAGGAUGGUCUUGGUGUGGCCUCGAGAGUGGCAAGAUCUUCAGUCCUUCUACUCGGUCGACCACGAGCUCAGCGGUACCCGUGACUCCCUCACCGGGGAGGUGUCCCUGAGCCCAGUUUUGUGCGACGAGUGCCUCCGGACGCGGCGCGAGGCGCUGCAGGCGGAGCUCUGCAACUACAAGCGCGCCAAGAUCUACGUGCGUCGGGUGGCGGACGACACCAAGCUGGACCUGGGGCAGUCGCCCGUCGUGGACAGCGCCGACCCCGAGUUUCACGCGGACGAGCCCUCGGAGGACGCCGCCAUCAUGGACGACUACAUCAAGAGCACGGCGCCGGAGGAAGGGUUCAAAGGUACCGGUCUGCUGUCGCGGUAGACCCCGCCGCCGCUGCUGCAGCUCUCCCCGUCCGGACGAGGCCUUCCCCGCGCCCGUCGGCCUCGCCGCCGCCACCGCCGGCGCCCGCCCCUGCCCGGCCCAGCUGUCGCCAAAAGUGGCAAUAUUUCCUCGUUCCUUUCUGUUCGGAUGGCACCACGGCGGUCGUGCCAUAUGCUUUGUCAAUUUUGACCCUGGACCAUCCUCGACCUCGCUCGCCCCGCCGACAGACACCUCUGCCUUGUGCGUCACGCGCGUGGCCGGCCUGUGCGGGGAACGCCCGCGCCCGCUCUGGAGAGAUGUGAGAUUGAAUGGAAAAAUGAAGAGUAGUAGUAAAUGUUUCUGUUUGUAAAGCGGAAGGAAGUCUUGUCCAGAGGGUCCACCCCCGCCCCGGUGUUGGAACCCGAACGGCCAAAACCUGCAAAGAUUGUGAUACUGAUAUUUACUGAUAUGUACUGAUGCCUCUCAUCUUGCUCUGGCCCGCCUUUCAAUAGUGCAAAAGGUUUGGUGAAGCCUGAGCUUUGAUGCUCAUCUGAUUGUCGCUCACAGAUUGUGCUGAUUGUUUCCAGAGAAGGAUUGAUAGAACCUAUUGUACAAUGGGUUCCCCUUUUGCACACGCAUUGCAAUAAAGGAGGCUACAGCAUAUAUUUAUUUUGUUAGCUUUUGUUUCCUCUUUUUGUUUCCGUUUAGUUCUUUGUUCAUAAUUGUUCAUAUUUGAAGAUCAACAUGUAUUCAUGUGUUGCUAUGGAGUCACUUACAAGUAGUUCUGUUUUAGUAAUGUAAAAAAAAUCACUUAGUGGCUGCGUACGUCAAUGGGGUUUUAUCUUAAGUAUAAUAAUUUGGGUGAGAGACUGAGUAAAUAAAUGUUUAUACAGUAAGAUGUUUUAUUUUGGUUCAUGACCAUUUUCAUAGUGAUUUGUGGUAAAGGAACCUGAUGUGUUGUACCAUUUAUUGUAUACUACACACUAUUUAUUAUAAUUAUUAAAAAUCAUAAUGUUAUCUGGAAAGUAUUAGAAGCAGUCUAUGUUAAUUUUCAAGUAAGUCUGUGUGUACUCAGUUUUGUAAGAGAAUUUUAGGUACUUUGAAUAAAAAGCUGUGAAUGUAUUUUU